Fonsecaea nubica is the source of this 867-nucleotide messenger RNA. RefSeq lists its product as hypothetical. Lineage: Eukaryota; Fungi; Ascomycota; Eurotiomycetes; Chaetothyriales; Herpotrichiellaceae. Gene Ontology annotation, molecular function: oxidoreductase activity. The transcript has 6 exons. The coding region runs from base 1 to 867 and encodes 288 amino acids. The record is from RefSeq and is a predicted model, not a curated record.
AUGUCGCACCCACCACCUGAACGGUUCCUUCAUGGCAAAGUCGCCAUCGUCACCGGCGCCGGAUCUCUUGGUGAUGGAAUCGGCAACGGACGCGCCGCCGCCCUUUUGCUAGCGCAAGAUGGUUGCUCGGUGGUGUGUGUGGACCUAAAGCACAGUCUGGCACAGCGGACCGUCGAAAUGAUUGAAUCGGUAGGCCACGGGGCAGGAAUUGCCAUAGCAGCAGACGUAACCAAGGAGGAGGACUGUCAGAAGGCUGUAGCCCUCGCAGUUGAGAAGUACGGGCGUCUGGACAUUCUGGUGAACAACGUCGGCAUUACAGGCCCCAAGGGCACCACGACCGAAGUCGACAUGCAAGCAUUUUAUAAAGCCAUGGAAGUCAACGUCGGGAGUAUGAUCCUGAUGGCCAAGUAUGCGAUACCUGCGAUGAAGAAGAACGAGGGUCAGUGUGCAGGGGCCAUUGUCAACCUCGCCAGCGUUGCGGGUCUGCGUGGUGGCCAUCCAGCCAUAUUCUAUCCAACGUCCAAGGGAUCCGUCGUCAACUUGACCCGUGCCAUGGCAACACACCAUGGUAGAGACCGGGUCAGAGUGAACUGUGUCUGUCCAGGAAUGGUCUACACACCCAUGAUGUAUGGCGUCGAGGGCGGCAUGUCUGACGCAGAACGAAAAGCUCGUGCAUCGCGUAGCAUCCUCCGCACAGAAGGCAGCGGCUGGGACGUUGGUUCCGCGGUGCGUUUUCUCGCGUCGGACUGUGCUCGAUGGAUCACAGGUGCUAUCCUGCCUGUCGAUGCCGGUGCGACAGCUGCUGUAGGACUGGGUGUCCCGAGCCUUCACGAUGCGUUUCUGGGAACAAUCGGGGCCAAGUUGUAA